Molecule: messenger RNA, 2028 nt
Organism: Musca domestica (house fly)
Lineage: Eukaryota; Metazoa; Arthropoda; Insecta; Diptera; Muscidae
Product: alkylated DNA repair protein alkB homolog 8
Exons: 1
Coding region: 78-1931 (617 amino acids)
Biological process (GO): tRNA wobble uridine modification
Cellular component (GO): nucleus; cytoplasm
Molecular function (GO): tRNA binding; S-adenosylmethionine-dependent methyltransferase activity
Source: RefSeq, a predicted model, not a curated record
CUACUCACGUUGGACUUGUAAACAAAAACAUUUCAACAUUUCUUGAAGGGGGUGGAGUCAAUUCCAUCUUCGAAAAAAUGUCUUCCAAUUAUCAAUCCAAAAAAUUGGACAAAAAACAAAAACGCUGUGUCGCCAUCAUCCAAAAUGAAUGCAAGAUUGAGCCGGUGGCAGAUGGUAUAUCCAAAUAUGUGGCCAUACUCAAUGCCGGCCUAUCGACAGGGCUAACCGAAGAGCUCGUUUUGGAGACCGUGGAGAAAUUUGGAAAAAUAACAAGACUACUCAUGCUGCCCAACAAAUCGUAUUGCUUUAUGGAGUGUAGCUCUACCGAGGAUGCCCAAAACAUUGUUCAGAAUAUGAAUGGAAUUUCGAAAAUUGGACAAAAGGAGGCUGUUGUUUAUCUGAGCUAUUUUGACAGUCUCCCCCAGGCAGAGGAUUCAAAUUGGCUUAAACCAUUACCCAAAGGAUUGGUUAUUUUGAAUGAUUUUGUAACGGAGGAGGAGGAAAAGCUACUACUGGACGUCAUAAAAAUGGAUAAUGUUGAGGUGGAUGCUGCAUUAAAACAUCGGCGCGUUAAACAUUUUGGUUAUGAAUUUAUUUAUGGAAAGAACAAUGUGGAUCCCCACAAGCCCUUGACCAAUAAAAUUCCUCAGAAAUGUGACGCUUUGUGGCCUCGUUUGGAGUCAAUCAGUAAAUCUUGUAACUAUGACUUUGAUUGGUAUGUUCCCGAUCAAUUGACAGUCAAUUCCUAUGAGCCUGGUCAGGGAAUACCACCACAUGUUGAUACCCACAGUGCCUUUUUGGACCCCAUUCUCUCUUUGUCUCUAGAGAGUGAUGUUGUUUUGGAGUUUCGUAAGGGAUUGGAAAAACGUUCAGUUCUGCUACCACGUCGCUCCUUGUUGGUUAUGUCUGGAGAGGCGCGUUAUGAUUGGACCCAUGGCAUAACUCCUCGUGUUUUGGAUGUUGUAAUGACUGCCAAUGGCAAUUUAUCUACUCGACGACGUUCUAAACGCACUUCACUCACCUUUCGCAGGCUUAGAAGAGCGCCAUGUAAUUGCAAUUUCCCUCUGCUUUGUGAUACCAAAUUGGAGGCAUUGAAACGUACAGAGUCCACAAUAGAAAGCGAGAAAGCUGCACUUUUGGAAGAGAAAAAUGUGCACAACGUUUAUGAUCACAUUGCGGAGCAUUUCAGUGAAACAAGGCAUUCACCCUGGCCUCAAGUGGCGGAUUUCCUAAAGAGUUUUCCACAAUCUUCCAUACUGCUGGAUGUGGGCUGUGGUAAUGGGAAAUAUUUGAAUUGUAAUCCCAAUCUGCUUAACAUAGGCUGUGAUCGUAGCAGUGGUCUUCUCAAGGUGUGUUCCUCUCUCAACUAUCAAACCUUUCGCUGUGACUGCAUUCAUGUACCAGUCAGAUCCAAUAGCGUCGAUGGCUGCAUAAGUAUUGCAGUCAUACAUCAUUUAGCCACCAAGGAAAGACGUCUCAUGGCCAUCAAAGAACUUGCCCGUAUCUUAAGACCCUCCGGACAGGGUCUAAUUUAUGUCUGGGCCAAAGAUCAAAAUGCUAACAAUAAAAAGUCAUCUUAUUUGAGACAAAAUAAAUCGGUUAAUAAACAAAAAGCCACCGAAGAACAACAAAGACAACAAACGCAACAACAACUCGAGGAGAAGGCCAAAGAGGCUCCGGUUUCCCUGCCCGUUCAUACAAAUCGUACGGAGUUCUUGCAGCAGGAUGUUCUGGUGCCAUGGAAAGUGAAAAAUGCAUCAGCACAGCAAAGCGAGGCGGAGAAGUCGACGUUCUUGCGUUACUAUCAUGUUUUCGAGGAAAAUGAACUGGAGUCAUUAAUUGGCGAGGUGAAUGAUAUCAAACUUGUUAAAAGCUAUUAUGAUCAGGGUAAUCACUGUGUAAUAUUUGAGAAGCUUUCGAAAAGUUUGUGAUUUAAUGGAGCGUCUUGACGUAGGAGGGACUUGUAACUGUAAUUUAAAUAAAAUUGACUUUUUUCAUAAGCAUAAGGAUAAUAAACCACAUUCUAUU